AUGCCAAAGUCGUCUCCCAACCUUGAAGAGAGGCUAGCGAAGAUCGAUAUCGGGUUGGGAAACAAUCUGCAAUUACGAAAACCAACUCCAUUUCUGACUCCUAUAGCUCGACGAUCACCAAAGAAAAAACUACCACCGUAUACACAACCUCAUGUUACACCAGCACGUCAACUAACCCCUUCCAAAGAACCAUUUCUCUCCACAGCCAAGCGUGCUGAAGCCAGAAGUACAUCAGGUCGAAGCAAGAAUGCUUCACUUGCACCAUUGACACCUAGCAAGCCUGGGUCUGCCAAUACUCCAUCCAGACCCACUAUGAAGGUAUCUGAAACGGGACAUACUCCAGGAGAGAAAACCAAACAGAACGAGGAUUUUCAUCUGUUUUCUUUCAUGAAAGAAACUUCGUCCUCUGCAAUGAAAAGAAACGUAUUAUCCACUUCCAAUGCAUUCAAAGCUUCGCAAACCUUCAAAUCAGCAUCGCCUACCCCAUCUAUGGAAACGAAACCACAGCUACAAGUCCAGCAUAAGAAACGAAUACCGUUUGGAGCCAGGCGCUCGCAGGACUCACGACUUCGCAAAAGAGUAGUUUCUGGAAAACUGAUGCCGCCUGCGGAUAUCACCAAUUACCACAUUCCAGUGCCAACCUCCAAAUUCAGCAUCAAUCUGCCAAUGGAAACUACCAAAGUCUCUUUCACGAGAGACAGCACACAACAGCAUAAACUUCCACGAACGUUGCCCAGAUCUCGUUCUUCAUCGACCCCUUUGAAGCUGUAUAUUCCCAGAUCCUCCUCAAGGCACUCAUCCAUUCCCGAUCAGACUUCCCUACCGAAACCAAAACUCAAAGAUCUAACAGAACUAUACCACAAUAUCUACCAUAAGAAUCCCCAAUUGUUUGCUGCCAGCGAUGAGCCUGAGUAUACAGAGCAAGCACCUCUUCAGGUCCAAACGAUUGCUGCGGAAUUGGGAAUCUAUGAGAAAGGCGAGAUAUUGAGGCAGAGUUCUGUCUACUAUAUUGCACCAACCUCAAAAGAAAAGCAGUUCAAUAUUCGCAAUGGAAAAGAGAACUUUGGGUUUGAUGAUAAACAGGGUAAUUAUAACCUUCAUGAAGGUGAUCAUAUCAAUUACCGAUACGAAGUCGGCAAGGUGUUGGGAACAGGCUCGUUUGGUAAUGUGGUGCUAUGCAAAGAUCACAAAUAUGCCGGCAAGGCUCCUAAACAAGUUGCCAUCAAGGUCAUAAAAAACAGCCUCGAAUGGACUUUGCAGGCAGUUUGUGAGAUUAAAAUCUUGAAAAACUUGAACAAAAACAAACCUUCCGAUAACAUACUCCAAUACUUUGACCACUUCCACUUCAGGGGCCACAUGUGUAUCGUCAGUGAAAUUCUUUCGCUCAACUUGUUUUCUUUACUAGAAAUGAUCAAUUUUGCAGGAAUGUCGCUUGAUCUUGUCAGCAUGAUUUCACUGAAGAUCGCCAGUGGUUUGGCUUUCAUCCAUCUGCAGAAAAUCAUUCAUUGUGAUAUCAAGCCCGAGAACAUCAUGAUGAAGCUACCAUUCGAUUUUGACCCUGAUCGCCCAGUUACAAAAGAUGAUCUUUGCGUAAAGAUCAUUGAUUUUGGCUCUUCAUGCUACCAUAAUGAAGUAUCGCAUACCUACAUACAAUCGCGUUAUUAUCGGGCCCCAGAAGUGAUCAUGGGGGCUGAAUAUUCUACCCUGAUUGAUCUCUGGUCGUUUGGUUGUGUUGCAGUUGAGCUUUAUACUGGAGCACCACUCUUUCUGGGAAAGAACGAGUUGGAACAAUUUGCAUUGAUUGUAGAGACGUUGGGAACCCCGGGUAGGAAAUAUAUCCAGCAAUUGCAAGUGGUUGCAAAAAAAAAGCAUAGCAACCGACGUCCAACGAGUACCCUUGCUAGCGACUCUACAAUCUCCAAGAGCUUGCUCUUCACCUUGUUUGAUACAGAUGGAAGAUUGAAUCUACAAUUUCUUAACAUGAGGCUCCAAGUGGCUGCAAAUAACCAUGGUGUUAAGAAGAAUGUUCGACCUAGUUCAAAGAAUUUGGAUGUCCAAUUGAAGCUCAAUUCCACUACAGAAAGAAGGCAAGCACACCAUUUUAUAAAAUUCUUGAAACGAAUCUUCAACUGGGAUCCAAAAGAACGAGCAGAUGCCAAUCAGUUGGUUGAAGACGACUUCUUACAAUUGCAUCAAAGGAUAUAG
Meyerozyma guilliermondii ATCC 6260 is the source of this 2205-nucleotide messenger RNA. RefSeq lists its product as uncharacterized. NCBI's taxonomy places the organism in Eukaryota, Fungi, Ascomycota, Pichiomycetes, Serinales, Debaryomycetaceae. Gene Ontology annotation, biological process: peptidyl-threonine phosphorylation; peptidyl-serine phosphorylation. The coding region runs from base 1 to 2205 and encodes 734 amino acids. The record is from RefSeq and is a predicted model, not a curated record. The transcript has a single exon. Gene Ontology annotation, molecular function: protein serine/threonine kinase activity; ATP binding.